GAAGGGAUCAGCAAGAUGGAGGCAGGAGCCACCUCCUUCUUCUACCUUAUGCUCUUCCCUGAUUAGACUCAGAACAUUGGUAUCUCAUCUAGACAGGAAACAAGUUAAGCGUCUGGUUUCCAUGCUACUUUCAACAGGAAGCCAUGCAGCCACUCCAAUUUCCAUACAAGAACUACAGCAGUAGGUUACCCAUACCUUCCCUUGGCUUUGCUGCUCUGCUGCUGAUCUCUUUGGCCACCCUCACCAGCUCUUGCACAGAGCAGGAGAAGAACUCCCUCCUCCAGUUCGUCUCUGGGCUCUCACAGGAUGCUGGCCUUGCAAAGUUAUGGCAGGAAGACACAGAUUGCUGCAAUUGGGAAGGCAUCACCUGCAACGGAAACAAAACAGUUAUUGAUGUCUCUCUAGCAUCUAGAGGCCUUGAGGGGCACAUAUCACAAUCCCUUGGGAACCUCACCGGACUGCAGCAGGUUAACUUGUCCUACAAUUCGCUGUCUGGUGGCCUGCCGCUGGGAUUGGUGUCAUCCAGCAGCAUCAUUGUCCUCGAUGUGAGCUUCAACCAGCUCAACGGAGACCUGCACGAGUUGCCUUCUUCAAUCCCUGGACGGCCUCUACAGGUACUUAAUAUCUCAAGCAACUUGUUUACUGGGCAGUUUGCAUCCACUACAUGGAAGGGGAUGCAGAAUUUGAUUGCACUCAAUGCCAGCAACAAUAGCUUUACUGGGCAUAUUCCAAGUCAUUUCUGUAACAUAUCACCAUCCUUUAGUGUGCUUGAACUCUCUUACAACAAACUCAGUGGUAGUAUCCCCCCAGGACUCGGUAAUUGCUCCAAACUCAGAGUGCUCAAGGCUGGGCACAAUUACCUCAGUGGGACGCUCCCUGAAGAACUCUUCAAGGCUACCUUGUUGGAGCAUCUUUCUUUUUCCAGCAAUGGUUUACAAGGGAUACUUGAUAGCACACAUAUAGUCAAACUCGGAAAAAUGGCCAUCCUUGAUCUUGGAGAAAACAAAUUCAGCGGAAUGAUUCCGGACUCCAUAGGUCAGCUCACGAGAUUGCAGGAACUCCAUUUGGACUACAACAGCAUGUCUGGGGAGCUGCCAUCAACCUUGAGCAACUGCACAAAUCUCAUAACACUUGACCUUAAGAGCAACAAUUUCAGUGGUGAACUCAACAAGGUCGGUUUCUCCAACUUCCCCACUCUAAAAACCUUAGAUCUUAUGCGGAACAACUUCAGUGGCACAAUUCCAGAAAGCAUAUACUCAUGCAGAAACCUGAUUGCACUACGGCUGUCUUCAAAUAAGUUCCAUGGACAGUUAUCAAAAGGACUCGGCAAUCUGAAAUCCCUCUCCUUCCUGUCGCUCGCAAACAACAGUUUUUCAAAUAUAACAAAUGCACUUCAGAUAUUAAGAAGCUCCAAGAACCUCACCACCCUUCUUCUUGGGAUGAAUUUCAUGAACGAGACCAUGCCACACAAUGCCAGAAUUGAUGGUUUUGAGAAUCUUCGGGUUUUGGCCAUUGACGAUUGCCUAUUGUCGGGGCAAAUACCUUUUUGGAUAUCAGAGCUAGCGAAUUUGGAGAUAUUGUUUUUGCAAGGUAAUCAACUCAGUGGACCAAUACCAGCCUGGAUCAACACAUUGGAAUACCUUUUCUAUUUAGACAUAUCAAACAACAGCCUUACAGGAGAAAUUCCGACAACAUUAAUGGCUAUGCCAAUGCUAACUUCCGAGAAGACUGCAGCUCAUUUGGACCCAAGGGUCUUUGAUCUGCCAGUUUAUGAAGGUCCAUCACUUCAACGCCGCAUACCAAUUGCUUAUCCUAAAGCUCUAGACCUAAGCGGAAACAAAUUUACGGGUGUGAUUCCUCCAGAGAUUGGUCAGUUGAAAGCCCUCAUUUCACUUGAUAUCAGCUUCAACAACUUGACAGGACCGAUCCCCCCAUCCAUCUGCAAUCUCACAAACCUGCAGGUGCUAGAUUUAUCCAACAACAAUCUCACAGGUGAAAUCCCAGCUGUAUUGGAGAACCUGUACUUCCUUGCCGUAUUCAACGUUUCUAAUAAUAACCUCGAAGGGCCUAUUCCAACUGGCAGGCAAUUUAAUACAUUUCAGAAUUCUAGCUUUAAUGGGAACCCAGAGUUGUGUGGCUCUAUGCUACUUCGUCGAUGCAGUUCAGCUCAUGCACCUCCAGUCUCCACAAAAAAAGGAAAAAGGAAGGCAAUUUUUGCAAUUGCAUUUGGCGUGUUCUUUGCAGGAAUUGCUAUUCUUCUGUUGCUGGGGCGUCUUCUUGUCCUAAUCAGGGUAAAGAGUUUAACAUCCAAAAAUAGAAGGGAGGAUAAUGGUGAUGUUGAAACAACUUCAUUCGACUCCAGCUCUGAGCACGAACUGAUCAUGAUGUCACAAGGUAAGGGAGACAAAAACAAGCUCAAAUUCUCUGACAUCGUGAAAGCUACAAAUAGCUUUGACAAGGAGCACAUCAUUGGGUGCGGUGGUUAUGGCCUAGUCUACAAAGCUGAGCUACCUGAUGGCUAUAAGCUCGCCAUCAAGAAGCUUAAUGGUGAAAUGUGCUUGAUGGAAAGGGAGUUCACUGCAGAGGUUGAAGCACUCUCCAUGGCCCAGCAUGAAAAUCUUGUGCCACUCUGGGGUUACUGCAUCCAGGGAAACUCGAGGUUCCUCAUAUAUUCUUUCAUGGAGAAUGGCAGCCUGGAUGAUUGGCUUCACAACAUGGAUGAUGAUGCCAGCACAAUGCUUGACUGGCCAACGAGGCUCAGGAUUGCACAAGGAUCAAGCAGUGGCCUUUCUUAUAUCCAUAAUGUCUGCAAGCCUCACAUCAUCCAUCGUGAUAUCAAAUCCAGCAACAUCCUACUGGACAAAGAAUUCAAAGCUUAUGUUGCAGAUUUUGGGCUGUCAAGGUUGAUCCUUCCCAAUAAAACUCAUGUCACAACCGAGUUGGUUGGCACUCUUGGUUACAUCCCCCCUGAGUAUGCGCAUGGGUGGGUGGCUACUCUGAGAGGUGAUAUAUACAGUUUUGGAGUUGUCCUGCUUGAGCUGCUCACAGGAUUGCGACCUGUCCCAGUCCUGUCGUCAUCAAAAGAACUUGUCCCGUGGGUGCUGGAGAUGAGGUCUCAGGGAAAGCAGAUUGAGGUCCUGGAUCCAACACUCCGUGGCACAGGGCAUGAAGACCAGAUGCUUAAGGUCCUUGAGAUUGCUUGCAAAUGUGUGAACUAUAACCCUAGCAUGAGGCCACCUAUCAUGGAAGUAGUCUCAUGCCUCGAAAGCAUCAAUACUGGCCUGCAGACACAAAAGUCACUCAAGACACAAUGCAGUUAACCAGAGAAUAUUGUAGCUAAAUGCAUACAGUAGAAUGUAGAUGUACCUUUCACUAGGGGUAAUAGUUUUGAGUUCGGCUAAUGUUAUAGUGCAUCUUGUACAGUUUCUGGCACAUAUGAGACCUAUGUAACUUUUUGAAGAAAGUAUUCAAAUGGAACAUCCCCCAUCCCCUUCUGUUCUUGAGGUGGUAUGUAACAUGUAAGCCCUGCUCAGUUUCUGGGUCAUUGUGAAAAAAGAAGCAAGCAAAAAAUCGACCAUUUUCAUUGAGUACCUUCCUAACCCAAGUACUGGCACUAAUUCUCCUAAGUGCGUUAAGUGCUAAUCAGCUUUAUGGCUCUGAUCCACCGAAUUCACAAACCACUGGAGCUUAAAGUAGGACGUGGAAUGUAUAGCUGCCAAUGAGCAUAAUACGGUGCCUGGUCGUUAAUUGGGAUAAAGCUGCCACAUGCUGAACAGGGUGUAGUAGAACAUUGUAGGAUGACAUGCUGAACAUGAAGAUGCAUUUCAACGGUCCAAAGUAAGAGAACAAACCAUGCAAGUGGAGUAGAGCACGGUGAAGAAUCCAAUCAAUUGCAGAACGCAGCCUCAACCGGCUGCACAUGACUAAGCCUGACGUGUCCCUCAGCCUGCUCGAUCUUGAUGCGCCUGGCCGUACAAAUACGAACCUGAGGACAACCCCCUUGUUGUCAACGUAGUGCCACUUGGGUGUCAAAGUCCGCAGGCAGCAUUUCGUCGAACAGCCUGAGCGCGCUGCUUCCGCGGCGCCUUUUUCCUGGCCCCAGGAUCGGCAUUCCACCGACGAGCCCGAGGACGUCGAUGAUGGCUGGAUCUAGGGAACGAGCUCGGAAUGCAAGGGCACGGCGCGUGGGUGCUGGUGGUGAUCAGAGGAAGGAGGAGCUACUGCAUAAUUCCCUUGUGAGAUGUGGUGGCCCGGCCGGGCGGCCGGUGAUCGGAGCAUGGAGCCAAUGUUGCGGGCGCCGGCACAACAAUUGGGUGUGCUCGGUCUACGGAAAGUUGCGCGAGGCGUGUAGCGAUGGCGUUGCCGGCGGCCGCCGAUGCCAGCGGGACGCCGGGACCUCGGCAACCGCCGUGCCGUG
Messenger RNA from Setaria italica (foxtail millet), 4417 nucleotides. Its product is annotated as tyrosine-sulfated glycopeptide receptor 1-like. NCBI's taxonomy places the organism in Eukaryota, Viridiplantae, Streptophyta, Magnoliopsida, Poales, Poaceae. Gene Ontology annotation, biological process: protein phosphorylation. Bases 144 to 3320 code for a protein of 1058 amino acids. Gene Ontology annotation, molecular function: protein binding; protein kinase activity; ATP binding. The record is from RefSeq and is a predicted model, not a curated record. The transcript has a single exon.